Molecule: messenger RNA, 411 nt
Organism: Paramuricea clavata
Lineage: Eukaryota; Metazoa; Cnidaria; Anthozoa; Malacalcyonacea; Plexauridae
Source: the annotation of a GenBank genome assembly
AUGCCAAAGAGAAAGAAAACCAAGGACUUUUUGGAGGAUGUCGGUAGCUUUGAGUUCGAUGAGUUAACUGUUAGUCGUACGGGGAGACUUGUAGAGGAAAACAAACGUGUAGAGCUUGAUUUUUCAGGCUUUCGUGGAUGUAGAAGCGAGGAUGUUUCACCUGGAAGAUCGAGCAACGCACAUGGGACACUCGAUCUUGAACAAGAUCAUUUGUGCGAAGAUAUUUUCGAAGACAGAUCGGACGAAGAGGGGGAAACUAGCUUGUCGUCCCAUAACAAGAGAAAGUUGAGGCUUCUUUCGUCAUGGAGAGAGGGAAGAGAGUCCAUGAUUAACAUACAGGAAGUCAAUAAAUAUUCCACGUACUGCAUUUUGCUGCCAUUGUUUGUCUGGCAACCCAGAAUUUCGAUGUAA